Drosophila kikkawai is the source of this 1091-nucleotide messenger RNA. The record is from RefSeq and is a predicted model, not a curated record. Lineage: Eukaryota; Metazoa; Arthropoda; Insecta; Diptera; Drosophilidae.
UUAAUGUAUUUAAAAUCUUUUAUGGAAGAUUUUUUGUUUGACAUUAGCAUUUUUUGAAAAUAUUUCAUUUUAUUUCUACAACAAAAUUUUCAGUGCAUCUAAUUUUAUUCACAAAUUUCGGAAAAAUGCAUUUUUGUACUUUCUUACUUAUAGCUUGCUGUUUUUGGACUUUAAGCCGGGCUGCCCAUUGGAGUUACCCGUCAGAAGAGAAUUCUUUUCUGAAAUGGGGCGGUCUGUGCGAUAAGGGCAGCAGGCAAAGCCCCAUUAAUCUGUCUCUCAGGGAGGCUAGGAAUGUUAGCGGCGGCCGUCUGCAACUAAGGAAUUACUACGAGCCCCAGAGGACCCUAAUAAUGGUCAACAAUGGGCAUACAAUUUCACUUUCUGGCUUUGACCAAGGGCUGACCCUUUCCGGUGGCUUCCUAAAGAACCCGUAUGUGUUAGAGCAGCUCCACUUACACUGGGGUUCGGAGCACACUCUCAACGGCAUUCGCUAUCCGCUGGAAGGGCACUUUGUUCACCGAAACACCUUAUACCCGAAUUUAAAGACAGCUAUGAACUAUAAGGAUGGAAUCGCCGUGAUUGGAGUGCUCUACCACGAGUCCUCCGAAAAAAAUUAUGCAUUUGACUCAAUUAUCAGGAACCUGGGCGAUGUGCAGCCCUAUAAAAUGUUAGACCAACCCGUACCGCUAGUGGGAUCCUUAUUGUUGGCUUUUCUAAUACCCAGCAUGUCGAACUACUAUACCUACGCCGGCUCCCUGACCACACCGAGCUGUGCCGAGUCCGUCACCUGGAUCGUGCCGACGGAGACAUAUCCGGUGAAGUUGGGUCAGGUGAAUAUGUUCAGGCAGAUCGAAUACGAGAAGGAAAAGAAGCUGAGCAACAACUACCGGGAGUUGCAGAGUAAGGGGGACCGAGAUGUGCUCCUGGUCUCGAGGGCGUCCGGACCAGCGAGACUCACUGUUCCCGUUUUCUUGAUCCUGCCGUUUGUUUUGGCGAAUUGGAAAUUUCGUAGCAAUGAUAACAUUUUUAUAGGGCGAAUGCUCGAAAUCAAAUUUCUGUAACCCGGGCAACUUGUUUACAACGAUUGCAGA